AUACAAUAUUCGUAUGCUAAUUGAUCGAGCUCAAAUUAAACCGUAAAAAAAUCAUAUCCGUCCAUUCCUCGUAAUAAUCAAAUUGGAUUUUACCCACAUCCAAUAAAAAAUUUUCUAGCUUUAAAUUUAUCCUAUUCUGUAUUCUAUUCAAUUAGAGGCGAUCACCCGUCCCGCAUUUACACCUCACCAUCUCCUUUCCUUUCCUUUCCUUUCCAUCCAGCUUCCUGUUAAUGGUGAUUCUGUUUGUUGCGAUAACAGUAAAAACCCAGAUGAAUGAAGUAAUUUAAUUAGCACUGUAUCUUGCACUAAAAAGUCACUGGCUUCAGCCAGCAGCAAACACCAUGCCGCUCUCUCCGCGCACCCACGCCGCUUCUUCGAAUAACGCUACCCACUGUGACCUCCCCUUAGAUUCACAGAAAAACCAGUAACCCCGCUUCAGUUCUUAAUGCGACUCUGCAACACUGUCAAUUGAAUCCCUCCGCUUCACUUGCUCUUUUCAGGUCCCUACCCUUUUCCCCUUUUUAUAAUUCUUGAUCCAAUAUCGUCGCUUUCUUUCGGCUUCUCCCCCCUUUGCGCCCUUCUUCACUUGAAUUCUCUUUCAAGCAGGCGACUUUAUGUUGGUUUCUGAUUUUGCAGUUUCAAUUGCUUCUGGGAAUUGGAUUAUGUGUGAGUUCCAGAUAGCCGGGUAGACACAUUUGUCCAGUUUCUUUUGGUAGAUCGGGAGCCAUGGAGAAUCGCAGAGAUGCUGACCCAAUUUCUUUUCUCAGUUUGUUUGCGGCGCUUUCAUAUGGGAUUGCUUCAAUGGCGAUGGUGUUCAUCAACAAGGCCAUUGUGAUGCAGUAUUCUCACUCUAUGACACUUCUCACUUUCCAACAAGUGGCUACAGCCUUGCUUAUUUACGUUGGGCGGAAAACAGGAUACACGAGAUCGAAGGGACUCGAUCUCCAAACAGCUAAGAGGCUUCUCCCUGUUUCUCUCUUCUACAAUGCCAAUGUGGCAUUUGCUCUGGCCAGCUUGAAAGGGGUUAACAUUCCCAUGUAUAUUGCAAUAAAGAGGCUCACUCCUCUUGCUGUGUUGAUUGCUGGCUUUUUUGCUGGGAAAGGAAGGCCUUCUACUCAGGUGACUCUAUCUGUCCUACUCACUGCUGGCGGAGUUGUUAUCGCAGCGCUUGGAGAUUUUUCCUUCGACUUGUUUGGUUAUGGGUUGGCAUUUGUUUCUGUUUUUUUCCAGACCAUGUACCUUGUUUUAGUGGAGAAGUCUGGUGCAGAAGAUGGGCUUUCUUCAGUUGAGAUAAUGUUCUACAACAGCUUCUUGUCUCUUCCUUUUUUGAUAUUCCUCAUCAUAGUUACUCGAGAAUUCCCCGACUCUUUGGUGUUAUUAAUCGCAAAGAGUAAUUCCUUCUCAUUUUUGGUGAUACUCAUUCUCUCAUUGGUGAUGGGAAUCAUUCUCAACUACACAAUGUUCUUAUGUACGAUAGUCAACUCAGCUCUAACAACAACCAUAGUUGGUGUACUAAAAGGUGUUGGAUCGACGACUCUUGGUUUCUUCUUACUUGGCGGGGUGAAGGUGCAUGGUCUGAACGUGACUGGCUUGGUCAUCAACACUGCUGGUGGACUGUGGUAUUCAUACGCAAAAUAUAGGCAAAGGAAAAGGCGGCCACUGAAGCUAACGCCAGACAUAGAGGCACAUCGAAAAUAAUAGGUAGAGUUUCCCAGUAUUGUCUUGCAUUAUUACCACAGGAGAUUGUUCAAAUCGCUGUAUUGCAGUGUUUUGGUGCACACUGUGCAGCCCUGUAUGAGCGAAAUGGUCCAUAUGAGAGUCCCCUUCCUUUCCUGCUUAUGCUUUUGUGCUCGUCGCAUUGUAUGCUUCCGUACUCGUGCGUGAUCACAUAACGUGCAUCCAUAUUCUCAUGCUAAUUUUGCAGCUCCGGUGUCAUGGUGGCCAACGAGUGAACAUAGAAUGUAUGCUUGGUUUGUGAAGAAGACAAGCUCAAUGUAAGGAGUUACACUGAUGCGCUUCGUAACAGAUACGUCUUUUCUUCGAAUGGUGGCGCUGCAACUUUGUGAGCUUGAAGUAAGACGCGCUAUAGAGUAAGCCGAUUCUACAAAACCCUAAAUAGGGCAGUGACCAUUCCCUUUCAUCACAUACAAGGAAACAAUCACACGCUAUUAUAAAGUGUAUAAACGCACAUUAAACUUAAGGCGAGUUUUGCUUUCUUCAAGUUCAUUCAAUCGAUUACGACGAGGCACCAUACUACACUCGAAUGAUUAAGCAGGUACCUGAGUACUAUGAGUAUGCAUGAUUGGAAAGAGAGUGCAUACCUAAAUAGCUAUUAUCAUAUUAGAGAGAUGGAAUGCAGAUGAGUUUAUGUUGGGAAGUGGUUGACCUGGUUGUUUUCAAGGCUCCAGGGCCAUGAUAGCAAAUAGCAGUUGGGUCUGGUGAUGAUUAUAUUCCAAUCUUGUAUCAUCAGAAUUCAAUCAUCUGAUGCUGCUCUAUAUAUUUGUUAAUGCCUUUGCCUUUUUAGUAUUUUAAGUUAGUGGGGUUUCAAGGAAACAUUACAGGUCUUCCAAGUUGGACAUCCUGCCUUACAUUAAAUCGUUAAUGGUCAUUAAGUAAUCAUUCUUGACUCUUUUUGUGCCCCAGCAUAAAGAAAUCUCAAGUAUGUUGUAUACUUGUAUCUGUAUUAUAUUCAUACUUUGGGGCCUGCAUGAUUAGAGUCUAAGAAUGGAUUAAUUUCAAGUACUUUGGCAUCCAGUUAGCAUUACUGAUACGACAGGUUUCAAGAUUAUACAACUACCGCGUUCUGUUUCGAUCUCACGAUCCAUCGAUUCGGAUUGUUACAUGUACAUGCGAUGAUAAUUUUGUAAGAAAAACCUCUGAGGAUAUUCCAACAGAAGCAUGGUAGCAAAGAUCUCAAAAUAUUGGCAAGAGAAAAUGGCAUCUCUGUUUUGUUGUUUGGAAAGUGUUAAUUACAAUAAUCCAGAGUGGAGAAAAGGUGGGUAUAUGAUGAUUAUGAAAUGGCCCUUUUCUUUGGCUUUUUCUGUAGAAAAUGGCCAAACCAUAGAAGUGGGAGAGGCCAGGGGAAUAUCCUUUUCCUCAUUUUUUUCACAUAACCGACAUCUUUCUUCCUUCUUCAUAGGAUUAUUACAAUAUCAGUUGUGUUUAUUUAUUUCCUUUCUACUGAUCCAUCCACUUGAUGUAAGAGUUUCGAUGUGCAUAUUUUUGUUAACUCCAAGAUUCAAAUCUAGAGUGUGGCGUCUUUCUGUUCGUUUUUUCAAGCACACAUAUAUGAAAAUUUCGGCAAUUGAAUUCUAUGAUAUCAAGUGCAAUCUUUUACCGGUUCGGAAUUUAUCAUCUUUAUCUUUAAAUAUAUUAAAGGGGUUUUAUAAAAUGACCCCCUCCACGUCAGCCAUGGAGCUUCCUCCGCAACUUUCGGAUUUUUCCGUUUUUCUUAUUUUUUUUAUUCUUUUUUUAUGGCGGUAGUUACCAUGUUUUGUGGAAUUUUUUCUUUUCGUGUAGUUUUUUUUGGUUAUUUAGUUUUCUUCCAUAGUUUGAUAGUUAAUUAUUUUAUACUCCUGCGGUAAUUCAGGUUUGGGUAGAAUUAAGAAAUUUUACCUCUUUCACCUAGAAAACUCUUCUACAUUUUUAAGGGUUAUAGGUAUAAUAUGCCCAUCUACUACGAAGCUUUAUCAAACAUGGCCCUCUAUUAUUUUUUACAUCAAAUAUGCUCCUGUAUUUUGAAAAAAAAUAUCAAACAUGCCCUUUUGUUAAAAUUUCCAUUGAAAAAAUCGUCAAUCAUGGUUGAACAGAGAUUUAGACGACCCGACAUUGGCAAAUGAGAGGAAAAAUGUCAGUUUUGUCCCCUGAUUUAUUUCCCUGGGUCUUUUCAAAGUGAAAUUAAUUGAAUGAUUUGAUUAUACAAAAGAACCAAAAAAAUUCUAAAGUGAAUUUAUUAGGGAUAUUUUAGUCAUUUGUGUCGCCCAAACUAAAGUUCAGCCUUUGUUAACGGUUUUUCGAUGAAAAUUUUAACAAAAGGGCAUGUUUGAUCAUUUUUACAAAGUACAGGGGCAUAUUUGAUGUAAAAAAUAGUAGAGAGGCAUGUUUGAUAAAGCAUCAUAAUAAAUGGGCAUAUUAUACCUAUAACUUUUUUUAACAAUGUUUAAGAAAUUCUAGAAUGUCGGUUGGAUCGAAAAUACUGGAUAUUGGAUCCAAAUUGGUAGGUAAUUUUAACGGUAGGAAACGGCUGAGCUAUAACUCAACACGUUUUCAGUACAAAAUACUUUACGCUAAACUUUUUCAAUAUAACCGUUCAUACAUUCCGUUUUACUCUAAACAAAAGCUCUUUAUUAUAAUUUUGAAAGCUAUGCCAACUAUCUUAAUGUGAGAAAAUAUGUAUAUAGUGAUAUGACUAUGCAAAAUAUUGUAAUAUAAUCUUCCAAAUACAACAUAUAUCCAAUAGAAUUGAAAUUUUAAA
Messenger RNA from Linum trigynum, 4474 nucleotides. The record is from the annotation of a GenBank genome assembly. Lineage: Eukaryota; Viridiplantae; Streptophyta; Magnoliopsida; Malpighiales; Linaceae.